Molecule: messenger RNA, 923 nt
Organism: Cynara cardunculus var. scolymus (artichoke)
Lineage: Eukaryota; Viridiplantae; Streptophyta; Magnoliopsida; Asterales; Asteraceae
Product: auxin-responsive protein IAA1-like
Exons: 5
Coding region: 93-725 (210 amino acids)
Biological process (GO): regulation of DNA-templated transcription
Cellular component (GO): nucleus
Molecular function (GO): protein binding
Source: RefSeq, a predicted model, not a curated record
GAACACCAACGCGUUUUCAUCAUUCUCAUUCUACAUCUCUGUAAAAGCAUCGGAAGUUCGAGAUUAGAUCUUUGAAGACUCAUUCCGAUCAAAUGUCAACGGCAACGUCGGAAUCAACCGCCGCCGGUUGCCGCAGCGGCCUUGAUUUUGAAGAAAUCGAGCUCACCUUAGGUUUACCAGGCGAAUCACGAGAUAGAAAGUCCGGAAUGAAACGAUAUUUUUCAGAUGUGAUUGAUUUGAAACUAGGUAGCUUUGAAGAUCGAGAAACAGAUAAAUCCGAUGGCAAAUGCUCGGAUUUGGACGCCGGAAAACCUCGCUCAAAGGAGCGAGUGGUGGGAUGGCCGCCGGUGCGAUCGUACCGGAAGAACAUAAUGAAGAGUAACUGCAAAUACGUAAAGGUGGCGGUUGAUGGUGCACCGUAUCUGAGAAAAGUAGACCUAGAAUCAUACACAGGUUAUCAACAGCUUCUUUGUGCUUUCGAAGAGAUGUUUUCCUGCUUCACGAUCCGCAAUGUGUUGAAUGAGAAGAAGAUGAUGAAUCAUGUAAAUAGAUCAGAGCAUGUUCCAACGUAUGAAGAUAAGGAUGGAGAUUGGAUGUUAUUUGGUGAUGUUCCAUGGAAGAUGUUUGUUGAAACAUGUAAGCGGAUAAGGUUAAUGAAAAGCUCGGAGGCUAUUAACCAUCUAGCCCCAACUACACUUGUGAAAUGUUGGACCCCAAGUCAUUGAAGAAAAGUGUUGGUUUAAUUUGUCAGGAAGGGCCGGGUAAUAUGUGUAAUGCAUUAAUGUCGUCUUUUGAAACAUCUUUUUGCUGAUUUAGCUCGAAGGAGAGCAGUCUGCUAAGAUUUUAUAUUUGUAGAGGAAAUAUAUUAAAAACACAAUAUAACAUUAAUUAGUCGAUGUUAUACACGUGAGGUUUUCGUUUUG